Molecule: messenger RNA, 820 nt
Organism: Bemisia tabaci
Lineage: Eukaryota; Metazoa; Arthropoda; Insecta; Hemiptera; Aleyrodidae
Source: RefSeq, a predicted model, not a curated record
UAGCGCAUUAUCUCUCUUCUAGACCCUUCGGGUAUAUUUUCCUGUUUCUUCUUGAAAUUAAAAACCUUAAAACCUCUUUUUGUUAUUUUCUUUGUGUGUUAUACAAAAUCCUAAACCUGAAACAAUGGUUGUGUGUAGUGUGCGAGACUGUUUUCACAUUUACGGCAGGGAGUCACGCCAGUUUUUCAGAUUUCCUCCUCCAAAUUCCCUGCUGAUGAAGUCGUGGCUGUCGGCCCUUGGAACUGGUGCUGUAGAACCUUCGGUCAACAGUCGAAUCUGCAGCUGUCACUUUCCCAAUGGCGAUAAGACCAAACCACCCACCCUCGUUGAACCUUUCAUGCCCUGUAAUACUUCAAGGCAACCGAACAGAAUAUUUUCCCCUCCUAGACCCAGUAAAAUCCCGAUUCCUGUGUUCAGAAACAGUUCUAGUCCAAGGAUUCCUUCAAAGAAAUCCAAAAGAAGCCCUUUGUCCUCUAUUGCCAUUCCUGUAAAGAAUGCAAGGUAUCUAUCUCCUCCUUUUCCUUUUUACCUUGUCUUUCUCAAGAAUCUACACUAUAACUGUGAUCAAAUCCUUAACUUAGCACUGAAACUGGAUUUAACAUGCCAAAGGAUGGAAUGUCUCGAUGCGCUGCAAAAACGCUACAUUGGUACACAACGAUUGAUACAUGAAAAUGGUUCGACUACACAGUGUAUUGAUGACAACGCCUCCCAUUUCGAUCUGAGUGAUGUGUGCCCUUCAUCAGUGUUAUGCCCAUAUUAUAUGAACCAUCCGGGCUCCAAUCCCAGUAUCUCGGUUUGCGACAUUGCACACUUACUGUAA